CUAUGUAUAUAAUUUAGUGAAAUUAAGACUAUUCUAAUGAUUAAUUAUAUAAAGCACAUUCGUAAUAUACCUCGCUCCUACCACUUCGAAUGUCUUACAGUCCCAUUUGGAAAAGCGUUCGCUUACGUCACUAAAUGCGCUUAUAUAAAUGACUUCAAAACACACAGUUAUUGACGGUCAGUUCGAGAAAAAACAACGAGAGGUGUAAUGUGAUAUAGAAGUAAAGGGAGUAAUUGCUAUUGGUUGAUGUAGUUAAUGUUGUAGUAAUUUUUACUGAUUUCUUUUUUUCUUUUUCAGUGUUCUCAUUUCGCACCCGGGAAAUAUCUGACGUCGAUAAAUUAAUCUGUUAAUCAUGAAAAGAAAUCUGAUCGUAAUACUCUUGGCGUUUCUUUACAACUCUCGUACAAAAACGAUCUCUCAACCGCAUCACUUUCACAACAGUUCUGGUAAAAUGACUAUUACAUCCCCUAACGACACAUCGUUCUGGAUAUGGGCAGAAGAAGGAAAAAACUUUGGUUUUGGAGGCUUGAUUAUAGACAAAAUCAUGGAUCUUUUCCAAGUUACUUAUCGUGAGUACGAAACGACUGUUAGGGUUGCACCAGAUGAAAUUAGCGAUGACUCGUCUGUUCCUGUGACUACGACAAUUGAGGCUAACACCACAAGAGAAUCCUCUACAGGACGACCAACGAUAGCAGAAUUUGAAAAAAGAGUUGAAGACGGCGUUAAUAUUUGGAACACAACUCUUCAAAAUCCGCCCGAAAUAAAAGUUGUAACGAAAAGAGCCAGUCGAGAACCUAGAGAGUUCGAAAAUGAGCAGAAAAGCGAAAGUCUUUCUUCAAAUAGUACUCUAUGGGAGCACAAUACAACCACCAUUAGCUCCACUACUUUCAAAGUAAAUGCAACUAAAGACGUUACUACCACCACCCCUGAUUCUGCCAGUCUUGUAGUAUCCCAUUACGUUGUGUGGAUAACUUGCACAAUUAUGUUGACACUGACGUCCUAAACGUUUUACUUGUUUAGUUUCAAGGUUAUAUUUGUUUACGUAAACUCAUGGUUCUACUGUACUUAUAGUUGAAGUAAUUAACAUAUUUUUUUUGUUUAUGUUCAAUAA
This is a messenger RNA of Limulus polyphemus (Atlantic horseshoe crab), 1111 nucleotides long. RefSeq lists its product as uncharacterized. Bases 353 to 1003 code for a protein of 216 amino acids. Lineage: Eukaryota; Metazoa; Arthropoda; Merostomata; Xiphosura; Limulidae. The record is from RefSeq and is a predicted model, not a curated record. The transcript has 2 exons.